Molecule: messenger RNA, 4086 nt
Organism: Synchiropus splendidus (mandarinfish)
Lineage: Eukaryota; Metazoa; Chordata; Actinopteri; Syngnathiformes; Callionymidae
Product: serine/threonine-protein kinase/endoribonuclease IRE1-like
Exons: 22
Coding region: 178-3324 (1048 amino acids)
Biological process (GO): intrinsic apoptotic signaling pathway in response to endoplasmic reticulum stress; protein phosphorylation; IRE1-mediated unfolded protein response
Cellular component (GO): IRE1-TRAF2-ASK1 complex
Molecular function (GO): protein serine/threonine kinase activity; RNA endonuclease activity; ATP binding
Source: RefSeq, a predicted model, not a curated record
AUGCGCUGAAAAGCACACACACUGGUUUACUCCAGGAAGAAGACACCGCUGGUGGUGUCUUACGGUUUCAUGCCUCUAGCUUUUUAAGAACAGUCGCUCACCCCUGCUGCGAGACCGAACUAUGUCUGUUUUAAUGUGACUCCCCCGGACUAGUUCCCCCUCCCGGCUUCAACGAACAUGGACUGGACUGUGAGCAGUCGGGCCCUGGUGUGGUGCAUUCUGGCACUGCUCUGCUGCGCGGUAUUUCCACAAAAGGGGCUGUGCAGUGCCAGCACAGUCGCGCUCCCUGAGAGUCUCCUCUUUGUGUCUACACUCGAUGGAAACCUGCAUGCUGUGAGCAAGAAAUCCGGCUCGAUCAAGUGGACUCUGAAAGAAGAUCCAGUUCUUCAGGUCCCGACCCACGUGGCAGAACCAGCCUUUUUGCCCGACCCCAAUGACGGCAGUCUCUAUUCUUUGGGAGGGAAGAAGAACGAAGGCUUGACCAAAUUGCCGUUCACAAUUCCAGAGUUGGUCCAAGCGUCUCCCUGCCGUAGCUCUGAUGGAAUCCUUUACAUGGGUAAGAAGCAAGACUUGUGGUACGUGGUGGACCUUCUGACUGGGGAGAAGCAGCAGACACUGACGUCUUCCUUCGCGGAGAUGUUGUGUCCGUCUUCGUCACUUCUCUAUCUGGGGCGCACUGAGUACACCAUCACCAUGUACGACACCAAGAGCAGAGAGCUCCGCUGGAAUGCCACCUACUCGGACUACGCCUCCACCCUUCCUGACGACGACAGCAAAUAUAAGAUGGCUCAUUUUGUGUCCAACGGGGACGGCCUGGUGGUGACCGUGGACAGCGAGUCUGGAGAUGUCCAGUGGGUCCAGAACUAUAACUCCCCCGUGGUGGCCAUGUAUAUCUGGCAGCGCGAGGGCCUGCGCAAAGUCUCCCACACCAACGUCGCCGUGGAAACCCUGCGGUACCUCACCUUUAUGUCGGGGGAAGUGGGGCGCAUCACCCAGUGGAAGUACCCUUUUCCCAAGGAGAUGAAGCCCAAGAAUAAGUUGAUGGCAACUCUGUACGUGGGCAAAUACUCCACCAGCCUGUAUGCGUCGCCCUCGCUGGUUCACGACGGAGUCACUGUGGUGCCUCGGGGAAGUUCCUUUCCCAUGCUGGAAGGUCCCGACAGCCUGGAGACGGACGAGGACAAAGAGUGCGUCAUCACGCCGAGCACCAGCGUCAAGUUUAACGCUGCGCUCCGAGAGAAGAACCGCAUCAACUUCAUGAGGAAUUCUCUCCUCCUCAUCGGACAUCAUGAGAUGCCUCCUGAAGCUCACCCCAAGAUCCUGGAGAAAUUCCCAGAAAGCUUCCCCCGCAACCAAGGCAACGUCAUCCCGCCCACGACUGACAAGAAAGUAGAAGAGAAGGUCAAUGACAGUGGCAUGGAUGAAGGCCCCGCCCCCUCUUUGCCGGACACGUCCAUCCAAGAGCCUGGCAUCAGCAGCCUCCCUACCCGAACCGAGGCUUCUGUGGAUUCCAUGCUGAAAGAUAUGGCCACCAUCAUCUUCUCUACCUUCUUGCUGGCAGGCUGGGUGGCCUUCGUGAUCACCUACCCGAAGAGUGUCCACAAGCAGCAGCAGCUGCAGCACCAGGAGUUCCAGAGACAGAUGGAGGAGCGCUUGGAGCUGUUGCAGAGGCAGCAGCCCUUCCCUCCCGCAGACAUGGGCCUGGCUCUGACCCCAGACAGUGACUACCUGGAGGUGGCUCACGCUCGCUCCGACUGCUCCGACCACAGCAGUCCAAACGUCACCCCUCGUGCCUCCAACCACUCCAACCUGUCUGUUUCUGAGCUGGGCUGCUCUGCUGCCGAGCAUGAAGACGGAGAUGAUGACUCCGUCUUGGUCAGAGUGGGAAACAUAACUUUUCAGCCCAAGCAGGUGUUGGGUCACGGCGCUGAGGGCACCAUCGUUUACAGGGGCCAGUUUGACAAUCGACCAGUGGCGGUGAAGAGGAUUCUGCCCGAAUGUUUCAGCUUCGCCGACCGCGAGGUUCAACUGCUGCGGGAGUCGGACGAGCACCCAAACGUCAUUCGGUACUUCUGCACGGAGCGGGACCGCCAGUUCCAGUACAUCGCCAUCGAGCUCUGCGCCGCCUCACUUCAAGAGUAUGUGGAACGGACGGACUUCGACCGUCACGGGCUGGAGCCAGUGGUGCUGCUGCAGCAAACCAUGUCGGGGCUCGCUCAUCUCCACUCUCUCAACAUCGUCCACAGAGACCUGAAACCUCACAACAUCCUGGUGUCCAUGCCCAACGCACAUGGCCGGGUUCGUGCCAUGAUCUCUGACUUUGGCUUGUGCAAGAAAUUGGCCGUCGGCCGACACAGCUUCAGCAGGAGGUCCGGGGUUCCGGGCACGGAGGGCUGGAUCGCCCCGGAGGUGCUCAGCGAGGACUGCAAAGAUAAUCCGACCUGCGCCGUCGACAUCUUCUCCGCUGGUUGCGUCUUUUACUAUGUGGUGUCCCAGGGAUCCCACCCUUUUGGAAAAUCCCUGCAAAGGCAGGCCAACAUCCUGCUGGGAACCUGCAGCCUCCAGCACCUCCAGCCGGAUGUGCACGGUGACAUCGUGGCGCGUGACCUCAUCGAGAAAAUGUUGAGCGAGAAGCCUCACCAGCGUCCGGCGGCGGAGUGCGUCCUCAAACACCCCUUCUUCUGGAGCCUGGAGAAAGAGCUGCAGUUCUUUCAGGAUGUGAGCGACAGAAUCGAGAAGGAGCCCCUGGACGGACCCAUCGUCCGGCGGCUGGAGUACGGUGGCCGAGCGGUGGUGAAGGGUGACUGGAGGGAGCACAUCACCGUGCCGCUGCAGACAGAUUUGAGGAAGUUCCGUUCCUACAAGGGCGGCUCAGUGCGAGACCUCCUCCGAGCCAUGAGGAACAAGAAACAUCAUUACCGGGAGCUGCCGUCGGAGGUGCAGGACACUCUGGGUUCCAUCCCUGAUGACUUUGUCUCCUACUUCACCUCACGUUUCCCUCACCUGCUGAUGCACACAUACCUGGCCAUGCGGACCUGCACACAGGAAAGGCCUUUCUUGCCUUACUACUCCACUGCUGAGCAGUUCUUAAAGACAGACGCCCUCCACACGCACCAAAGGCCACGGGGCCACACCAAGACUCACACCAGUGCACCCGCACCUCCGUCCCAGACCCAGGAGUUGACCCCAGUGUUGAACACUGACAAACCCCUGGAGUCCGCUCCCUGCAGUGACGAGCCGGAGCAGACACACAGUAACCUGCACUGUCACACUCACUGCCAAAAAGAGCCGCACCCUUCCACAGCGAUCAGCGAACCAGAGUGACCCGCACCGCAGACGUUUUGACCCACGUCCGCACUGCCUUAGAGGCCAAGCAGCUGUGUGCUGACGAGGACCAGGCCUGCAGCGCCUGGGAUCCCCCACCAGACUCAGCUGUCCACCCUCCAGCCAAGUGCCUCCUUCUGCUCCCAAGGCUUUCAUGACGAACCAUCCUGCUGUAGUGAGCUCCCGACACCAAUAGGGGCGCUGUUUCUCGCUCUGCUACACAGGCGUUUCACUAUUUUGUAUUGGCGUGGCAAAAACGCCUCUUGGUGUCUGAAAUGUCGUCGAGCAUGCCGUGUUCUCACGUGCACCUUUUCACCGCAGAAGUAUGGGAUGCAGAUAUGCUGUUUUAUACGAUUAAGAUCUUUGAUGUCGAAUCAUCUAAUGUUGUGCCUUUUGUAUUUUUUUUUAUUUUUUAUUCACCUUCUGGGUUCAGAUCUUUUAAUGAACUAUGCUUAAUGCUGCUAAAUCGCUUGUCAGUAAUUUAAAAUUGUGGUGUUUACAAUGUUUUAUACAAUGCAGGAGGUGGAGUCAUGCAAGUGUUCGCAUUUGAGUUUGUUUUAAUUGGUCAUGUUUUUUAAGAGUAGGCUUUUUUUUUUUUUUUUUUUUUUUUUUACUUCCUCUCUGUGACUCGUAUUUUCUUUGCUCAUUCGCGACAAAGCCUGUUCAAUUGUGACAAAGAUUUUUAAUAAAUUAUAUAUAACACAUUUCUCACUUUUCCUGCUGCCUCAAACAUCACCAGCAGCUGUUUAGGAGCAAGUAUUU